AUGGCGUCCAAUGUUCAUUUUCUUAUGAUACCUUUAAUGUGCCCAGGUCACCUCAUUCCAAUGAUGAACAUGGCAAAACUCAUAGCAAAACACUCUGCCACCGUCACCAUCGUCAUCACACCUCGCAACGCCGCCAGGUUCGGGGGAUUCCUCCACCGUGCCGUGGCGUCCGGCCUCUCAAUCCGAAUCCUCCAACUCCAAUUCCCAGCCACAGGAUACGGAUUACCAGAAGGAUGCGAAAACUUAGACGAUCUACCCACACUCAAGUUGACCAAGAACUUCUUCGAUGCAAGUGCAAAGCUUCAAGAACCACUUGAAGAGGUGUUUGAAGAGCUUAACCCGAGGCCAAGUUGUAUCAUUUCCGACAAGAGUUUAUCAUGGACAGCAGAUGUUGCAAGAAAGUUUGAGAUUCCAUGGGUUAUAUUUGAUGGAAUGAGUUGUUUCACUCGGUUAGCUACACAUAAUCUGUUAGAUUCCAAGAUUCAUGAACAGGUGGGCGAUUUCGACCCGUUUUUGUUGCCGGGUUUACCGGAUAAGAUAACCAUGACUAGAUCCCAGCUUCCGGGGAUGUUUAAUCCUGGAAAGGGUGCACAUGAAAAGGGCAUAAAUAUUAUACGUGAGAAGAUUAGAUCAGCCGAAUUAGGAGCAUACGGGAUAGUUAUAAACAGUUUUGAAGAGAUGGAAAAAAGAUACGUCGAUGAAUAUCGAAAAGUGAAGGGAAAAGUUUGGUGUAUUGGACCAUUUUCACAAGCGAACAAGAAUGAUAUAGAUAAAGUUUCAAUGGUGAAUAACCAUGAGUGCAUCACUUGGCUCGAUUGUCAGAAACCAGGGAGUGUAGUGUACGCGUGUUUUGGGAGCCUAACACGACUCACACCUCCACAGUUUAUAGAACUGGCUCUAGGGUUAGAGAAGUCAAAGUUCCCGUUUAUAUUAGUGGAGAAAGGAGGAAGUAGAACAGAAGAGAUAGAGAAAUGGUUGCUGGAAGACGGGUUUGAAGAGAGAGUGAAAGGAAGAGGUGUUUUGAUCCAUGGGUGGGCCCCUCAAGUUCUCAUACUAUCGCAUCCUUCAUUAGGAGCAUUCUUGACUCAUUGUGGUUGGAAUUCGACUAUCGAAGGGAUUUGUGUGGGUGUUCCGAUGAUCACAUGGCCUCAAUUUUCUGAGCAGUUUUUUAAUGAGAGGUUGGCUGUGGAAGUAGUGAGAACUGGUGUGGGUGUUGGGGCUAAAUCAGUGAGGUAUUUAGGGGAAGAAGAUGCAGCUGGGAUACAAGUGAAACGGGAGGACGUGUGUAAAGCUGUGAAGGUGGUGAUGGAUGAAGGUAUUGAAGGAAAAGAGCGAAGAGAAAAGGCUCAAUAUUUUAGGGAGAUGGCUGAAAAAGCAUUAGAAGAGGGAGGAACAUCUUGGCUAAAUUUGAAACUCUUCAUUGAAGAUAUCAUGCUACACACGAAUAAGGACAUGGCAGGCUAA
Messenger RNA from Lactuca saligna, 1464 nucleotides. The record is from the annotation of a GenBank genome assembly. NCBI's taxonomy places the organism in Eukaryota, Viridiplantae, Streptophyta, Magnoliopsida, Asterales, Asteraceae.